Messenger RNA from Triticum aestivum (bread wheat), 1211 nucleotides. RefSeq lists its product as uncharacterized. Bases 192 to 902 code for a protein of 236 amino acids. The record is from RefSeq and is a predicted model, not a curated record. Lineage: Eukaryota; Viridiplantae; Streptophyta; Magnoliopsida; Poales; Poaceae. The transcript has a single exon.
CCCCUUCCUCCAUCUCCGACCUAUUUGUACGCGCAACUCUCGCUUGACGCCGCCGCAAAGCGCGAGCCCGCCCCGUCGAGUGCAGCUGCCAUCGUCGCCAUCGUCUAUUUACCACCGACCGAUCCCCGGAGGCGUCCGUCCGUCAGAGCGUCGUCGCUCGCGCGAGGAGGAGGGAGGUCGCGCGCCGGUCCAUGGCGGCGGCGGCAACCUCCGUGCGGGGGUGCGGCCCGGCGUCGGCGUCGUCGGUGGGGCUCUCGCCGCGUCGGGCGCUGCAGCGGUCGUCCUUCUUGCCGCCCCUGCCGCGGCGGGCGUCGUCCGUGCGCGCGCUGCGGGCCGCGGUCGCGGACGCGCCGCACCGGGGGCUGGAGCUCCGGCGGGAGGGGCGGGAGGCGGGGCUGCUGGAGGCCGUGAUCGGGGGAGACGGCGAGGAGGUGGAGGAGGUGGUGGGGGAGGAGAGGGUGGAGGGGUGGAUGCGGGAGUCGAUCGCGGAGAUCGUGCGGCACGUCGGGGAGGCGCCGUUCCUGGUGCACCUGUUCAGCGACGGGCGGGAGGGCGUCACGGUGCGGCGCGAGCCGGCCUCGGCGGAGGCCUGGCCCGACGUGCGCCGCCGCUGGGGCCCGGGCGGCCAGCGCCGGCCCGACGGCAUCAUCCUGGUCGAGCAGGUGGCCGCCGCGGCGGUCGAGGACGGCGCCGAGGCGGCGCGCCAGGUGUGGGGCCUGGUGGUGCAGGCCCGCGGGAUGGAGUGCGCCGCCUGCUACGUCCUCGACACCUGCCGCGUCCGCUCGCCCGCCGGCUUCUGCACCCACUUCUGCCUCGCCCGGGCGCAGUGCUUCGGCGAGCCCCUCGAGCUCCAGCUCCGCAACGCCUGGCUCAACCGCCUCUCCGGCAACCACCGACGAUAGCCGCCGCCUCCGCCACCGAUGUACCACUACUAGCAUAGAAGAACCUCCCUCCGCCACUGAUGCGAUUGCCUCCGGUUCGGCUGGGAAGAACGGACCGAUCGAAGCAUGAAGAUUCAUCGGGAAGAAUGCAAGAACCCCCAUUGAUCGAUUCUUUUCUUGCUUUCCGCUCUAGCUUUUCCCCUGCGCGCGAGAUGGGCGUAUCGUGAUCGAGUAAUUGGAAUCACGAACCCCGCCCGCGUUUGAACCUGUACAGAUUACUGAUUGUAUUGCUUGAUUAUGAAUUGAAAAGCAACUAGUAUUGAUCAUGAA